AAAUUAAAUAAUGGCUUCUCCUUAAAAUUAUCUAAGCUCGCUUGACCAAUCAUGGCUACCACCACCAAUCUCAGCUUCGCUCCUCCCUCUUACUCCCGUUUUGCCGCUACAAAAUCCCAAAUCAGAAACCCUCUGUUUACGUCCCCCCUGCCACUCCCAUCUUCUUUCUUCCUGGUUAGAAAUGAAGCAUCUUUAUCUUCGUCAAUCACGCCAGUCCAAGCUUUUACAGAAGAAGCCGUCGAUACUUCGGAUUUAGCUUCUUCUUCUUCAAAGCUUGUACUUGUCGUUGGCGGCACUGGUGGUGUAGGUCAACUUGUGGUAGCUUCAUUGCUCAAGAGGAAUAUAAGAUCAAGGUUAUUACUGCGUGAUCUUGACAAAGCUACCAAGUUAUUUGGCAAACAAGAUGAAUAUUCCUUGCAGGUAGUUAAAGGGGAUACUAGGAAUGCAGAGGAUCUUGAUCCAUCCAUGUUUGAGGGUGUCACACAUGUGAUUUGUACCACUGGAACUACAGCUUUUCCUUCUAAGAGGUGGAAUGAAGAAAACACUCCUGAGAAAGUAGAUUGGGAAGGUGUGAAGAAUCUCAUUUCAGCAUUGCCAUCAUCGGUGAAGAGAGUUGUUUUGGUUUCAUCAGUAGGUGUGACCAAGUCUAAUGAGCUACCCUGGAGCAUCAUGAACCUUUUUGGAGUUCUUAAGUACAAGAAGAUGGGGGAAGAUUUUCUUCGUGACUCUGGUCUUCCAUUCACCAUUAUCAGACCUGGUAGAUUGACUGAUGGACCAUACACAUCUUAUGAUCUGAAUACUUUGCUCAAAGCUACAGCUGGUGAAAGGCGUGCAGUUGUUAUUGGUCAAGGGGACAACCUUGUUGGAGAGGUAAGUAGACUUGUAGUGGCUGAAGCUUGUAUACAGGCACUUGAUAUUGAAUUCACACAAGGCAAAGCUUACGAGAUCAAUUCAGUAAAGGGGGAUGGUCCAGGAAGUGAUCCACAGCAAUGGCGAGAGUUGUUUAAAGCUGCAGAAUCCAAAUGACAAAAGAGGACUUUUGAGAGAUGUGUACAGAAUUGUUAGCGAGACAUUACAUAUAUGGUCGAUUGUGUAUACAUGUGCUUUCUUUUGGUCUUUGACUUCAUCAUUACUGUAAUUACUUUAUCUAUAACUAGAAGUUCUUUCUUGCAAAUCAACUUCAUAGCAAGUGCUAAGAAGUCCAAAAGAGUAAGUAGGUUGCAGAUUGGAUUCUUCCUAGCCACUUAUCCGAAAUUCAGAUUCCUGUUAGAUUUUCGACUUCUCUUGAGUUGUAAACCAAAUAGCGACUUGAGCAAUAAACAAUAAAGAAAGAACAGAGAAAAUGGUUUUGCUGAAUUUUCCUUUAUUGUCUUAAAAUUAAUAAAAGUUACAAAUGUAGCACAACACUAAGAACAAGAAGAUUUAUAGGGACAAUUUUUCUUUCGAUAUUAUAGGAAUCCCACAUUUUAUAAUCCUGUUCUUCAGAUUAAUACAUUAAAUAGAAUAAUCUAAACCCGCUUGGUCCCUAACAUGAAGUCUUAUGAAACUAAUGAGCUAAAGGGACUUGACCAAUGACUAAAAGCUAUACCUGAUUGACAGUAUUUAUAUACGUGUAACAAUACCUCUGCUUCCAGGAGAUGGAGAUCAUACCAAUGUGGACACAUUUUAAUACAACAUUCGAGAACAGAACAUGGCUUCAAUCAGACAACUGCAGAAGUAGUACGCCUAAGGUCAACAUCAUUCUUGAAUUUCUCACUUGGCGGUGUUCCUUUGAAGCUUCCAUAUCUCAUGGGCUUAGGCAUGUAAAGAGAACUGAGUAUCUUCUCCAAAGCUACCACAGUGUAUCUCACAUACUUGCUUGAACUCGCGUCUUUCUCAACCAAUGGCCCAUAGUUUUGCAUAUAGCUUCUGUAAACCGGCACAAUAGCCUGAACUAUCUGCUGGCAAACUCUAUCCCUUAAAUCUUUCUCUGGUAAGACCCAUGAUGCUUGCUUCUUAUACAUCUCAUCAAACGCAUCAUUGAAUGCUUUCAAUCUCUUCUUGACAAGAUCACGAGCUGUGGCAUGUCCACCCGAGAAAAGUAUCAGCCCUUCUCGGCUCAAGUGGCUUGGAAGCUUACCCCAACUGUCUCUAAGGAAGACAGUGGCGUAAUACUCUUUGUACUGAUCAUGUUCUUUCAGCCACGAAUCUCCUAAAUGAUCCCCAAUAUUUGUACCCUUUAAGUUCUUGUAUAAAUGCCAGUGAUUAUUCAUACCGAAGAAAUGCGCAAGCGUUUGAUCCGGAUACGCUUUCAUCCAUACAUCCAGAUUCUGCUCAAUGGCUUUGAUUAUUCUUAAAACCUCAACCAUAAGCUGAUUAUCUUGGAACCUUUCUGAUCUCCAGCUCUUAUGUAUGAGCAGAACCUGAGUUAGUGUUGACUUGUACUUAUCUCCAAUAAGUUUAUUGCAGUAAUCAGUUACAAAACUGACUAAUCUAGGAACACCACCAUCGCUAGGAGGCGGGGUUUGUUUCUGAAUCUCUACCUGAACCAGAAGCUCCCAGAAGAUUUCCGCUGCACCAUCGAUUAUCCUUUUGAUGAGAUCCCUUGUGAAGUUUUGGAUCUCAAUACAGGCUGCUCCACCAAAGAGGCGGUUGAAAUCUGCUCUCAGUUUGUUCAACGACGUAAAGAUAUCUAACAGCUUCAGAAGCUUGAUUGGAUCUUUCUUGCUAUCAGUCACAGUUUUCCCAAACUGAAGGAACGCGAGCAUACCGGCCUGAGCAGCAAUCUUUGAAAAGCAAUCCAUCCAAACAUUCAAACCAAGUCUCUCAAAGACAUCGUUGCAAAGCUUGAACUCUGCUUCGAACAGAUGCUUAACCGCAAACUCUAAAUGAUUACCCCACUGAGCUAUAUACCCUUCUAUGCUCUGCACAUCGUUGAACUCAGAAACCGAGAUAUCUAGAUAAUCUAAGUCAAGUGCUUGAAGACUAGCUCUAACAUUCAAGCUCCUCACUUCAACGUAUAUUGAAAUGCACUUGUCGAGUCUGUUAUUAGCUCUGAGUCUCCCAAGAAUGGCUUGCAGUUUAUGAAUUACAGUAACAGGCAACUGAGACGGUGCAAUGCAAGCCUGAUCACCGAGUGAUGAUGGAGACGCCAUUGGAAGUGGUACACUGUUAUCCUUCAAGAGCCUCCUGAACUCGUUUUCCAGCUUAUCUAAAGCAGCAUUCCUAAGCCCGCCAUCAAGACGCAAUUGAGAUCUCUCUUUCUCUUCUCCUCCUCCACGGUCAUUAUGAAAUUCACUAAGCCCUCUCAAAGAUUUCUUUAAAUUCGAAAGAUACUUCUCAUCAGCGACAUGGUGAUCAUCAAGAUACUCAACUAUAUCUUCCAACCACUGGAUAGCUAAACCACAAUUCUCCCCUAGAAACUUCAAAGCUUCCUCUAACCGCUUCAACACCGAUAAAUAACUCGAAAGAUCGUUCUUGGGAUCUGAUAACAAAGACUUCUCAAGUCCAUGAACAGCAUCGAACACCUUAAGCACAGCAGCUGCAGGACCAACAGCUCGGUUAAUGUUACCACCAACAUCCUUGAGAGCUUCUCCAUCAGCUCGUAUCGGCCUAACCGCAGCUUCAAGCAACGGCAAUCUCUGCUCAAUCUCAUCAAACCUAGGACCAGUUUUACCCAAAGCUAACCCAAUGGCUUUUGAUUUCUCAAGACUCAAUUUUAAAGACUUUCUAGCAGCUAUCAAGCUCUGAAUCCCACGAUCCACCCCAGUAGACUCCGCCAUCAUUAAAUUCAAUCAAAAUAAAACCCUAGAAAACCCAGAAAAAUCUCACUCCAAGGAAAGCAAGUAAUCUUCCAAACUUUAUUCCUAAUAAAAAUGAUGACUUUGGAGAUUAAUCGAUUCAGAAUCAGAUGCAAAACAUCAAACACUUUCCUCUCUCUUUUUUUUUCGUCUCUUUUAUUACCCUUCCAACUUUCAAUAAAUCAAACCAAACCCAGAAAUCUAGUUAGCAAUUACACAAACAGAAACAAACAAACCCAGACACAGAAAUUUUCACAGCUACCAAACAACCACCGAAAAAAUUGCAAGAACCGAAACCAGAGAAUUCCCAGAAAGGGAGUAACUUUUUAACUAAGACACUCAAACGAAAGAAAUCGAGUAUAGAUAAGGUCUUCUACUUUAAAGGGUCGCCGGCGAAAAGUUUAUCCGACGGCGAGAGUUUAGCGGAAGAAUCAAAACGGUGUGAUAGUUUCUCUAGAGAGAGAGAGACCCAGUAAACAAAAGAAUGAUAUAUCGGAAAGAGAAACUUUUUUGUUUUUCGACAGUUUUUUUUUUUCUCGCGAUGCCCGACGGAAACUGACAAAGUGCAUGACA
This is a messenger RNA of Arabidopsis thaliana (thale cress), 4352 nucleotides long. Its product is annotated as NAD(P)-binding Rossmann-fold superfamily protein. The record is from RefSeq and is marked reviewed. NCBI's taxonomy places the organism in Eukaryota, Viridiplantae, Streptophyta, Magnoliopsida, Brassicales, Brassicaceae. The transcript has 9 exons. The coding region runs from base 52 to 1026 and encodes 324 amino acids.